Molecule: messenger RNA, 1414 nt
Organism: Medicago truncatula (barrel medic)
Lineage: Eukaryota; Viridiplantae; Streptophyta; Magnoliopsida; Fabales; Fabaceae
Exons: 1
Coding region: 100-1287 (395 amino acids)
Biological process (GO): regulation of DNA-templated transcription
Molecular function (GO): double-stranded DNA binding
Source: RefSeq, a predicted model, not a curated record
UCAAGGUAACAAAAAUUCCUUGAUUAUAUUCAUUCAUCUUCAAUAUCCCUUUUAAUCUUUCAUGUUUCAAUCCAUUUAUUUUCACUUCAUUGAUUAAUCAUGUUCAAGUUCAACAAUACAUGGCGCCACAGAACCCUAACCUAUCUCAAGGGAUUAACUUACCAUCAAAAAUCACAAUCCCUAAACCCUAAACCUAAACCUCUUUUCCAACAUUACCCAUUUCCAUUUUCUCUCCAUUUAUGCACCAACGCUUCUGAUUCAACCUCUUUUGCUGUCUCAUACCUCAUUCACAAGUUUGGGUUUGACCCACAAUCUGCUUCCAAACUCUGCUCCACUUACAAGCUCUGUUUUAAGAAUGCCCAAAAACCUGACUCUGUUCUCAACUUCUUUAGGAACCAUGGUUUCUCUGAUUCCCAACUGCACGAUACCAUUGCCAAGAUGCCAGGGCUGCUUUCCUGUAACCCCUCCAAAAGGGUGUUGCCCAAGUUUCAAUUUUUUCUCUCCAAAGGCGCUUCUACCUCUGACAUUGUUAACCUUGUUUGUAAGAACCCUAGAGUCUUGUCUGUAAGCCUCAAGAAUCAAAUAGUCCCAACCUAUGAAUUGGUGUACAGAUUCUUGCAAUCUGACAAGGAAAUUUUGGCAUUAUUGAAUUAUAAUUCAAAUUUAUUUUGUGAUCCUUCUGUGCAAAAUAACAUCACAAUGCUAAUUGAGAAUGGAGUGUCCGACUCAAACAUUAAAAGAUUGCUUAGGGAACAUAGUCGGGCAUUCAAGACACGUGAUAUGUUGAAGUUGGUUAAGGAAUUAAAGGAUUUGGGGUUUAAUCAUUCUAAAACAACUUUUGGAGUAGCAUUGAUAGCGAAAUCAUCAACAACCAAAACCUUGUGGAAAGAGAAAGUUGAUGCCUUGAAGAAAUGGGGUUGGUCGGAUGAAGAUGUUCUUCAAGCAUUUAGAAAGCAGCCUCACUGUAUGAUAACAUCCAUCGAUAAAAUUAAUUUAGUGAUGAGCUUUUGGGUCAAUCAGUUGGGUUGGGAUGCUAUGGCCAUUGCCAAAACACCAGAUAUUUUGUCAUUAAGUUUGGAAAAAAGGAUCAUUCCAAGGGCCACUGUUGUGCAAUUUCUUCUCAAUAAUGGUUUGCGAAAUAAGAAUGCAAGCUUAAUUUAUCCAUUCUUAAGGACUGAAAAGUUGUUUCUUGAUAUGUUUAUAAAACGUUUUAAGAAUGAGUCUUCUUAUCUUAUAAAGUUGUAUGAGGAAAAACUCAAGCUUGCCCACACCAAGGAAAAGACAUGAGUAUCAUGACUAGGUUUUUAGGUCUUUUAGACUUGAUAUGUUAUUAUUGUUCCAUAUUCUAUUUGAAAUUUGUUUGGUACAGAUAGAUUAUGUUUGGAUCUAAUUUAGCUUUGUUUCGUUUGACAAA